Molecule: messenger RNA, 1035 nt
Organism: Chenopodium quinoa (quinoa)
Lineage: Eukaryota; Viridiplantae; Streptophyta; Magnoliopsida; Caryophyllales; Amaranthaceae
Exons: 1
Coding region: 1-1035 (344 amino acids)
Source: RefSeq, a predicted model, not a curated record
AUGAACAUUCCAAAAUCUAACAGAAAAAAAAAAUCCACAAAAUCUCAUAACUCAUCACAGCCCCAAAAUAAUCCAAAUCCUCAACCUUACUAUUCUAAUCUUCUAAUUGAUCUCAACUCAGAUUUAGAUACAAAUUUUCAAAAUUUUCCGAAUUACGGUUCACAAAAUCUCAAUUUCUCAAAUCCAAGUACUUUCACUCCGUUUCCUUUUCAACCACCACAAAAUCCUAAUUAUUCAAAUUCUCCAAAUGUUAUCCCAUCUUUUGAAAAUAUUCAAAUCUCUCAAAUUGAUUCAACAUUUCCCAUGUCUCAACAUUUUUCUAUGUCACAAGGUGAUGGUGCAUUUCCGAGUUUCGAUUGUUCAUACACAUCGAAUGCAUCAGAUGACGAAAAUGAACCAGAAAAUGAAGAAGGCGAAGGUAAUGAAAGAGGUAAUGAAGGAGGCAAUCAAGAUGGAAGGAAAAUUUUUUGGUCAAAAGCUGAAGAAGUGGUUCUUGUGAAGGCUUGGCUUGAGGUUAGUCAAAAUAAAAAAACUAACACUAACCAAAAGGGGGAUGUUUUUUGGAGGAAAAUUGAAGAAAUGUAUAAUAAUGUUAGACUAUACAAACAAAGGUGUUUCGAAGAAGGUACUGAUCGGGUAACACGAGAAGAUUUGUUGAAAAUGAGGGGUACGGAGCAACUUAGAAACCGUUGGAGAAGGAUUAAUGCUUCAUGUUCUAAAUUUUGUGGCUCACAUGCUCAUGCUGAAUCAAAAAAGGGAAGUGGUAUGAAUGAUGAAGAUGUUAUGAAAUUAGCAUAUAGUAUAUAUGCUAACGACAAAACAAAGUCUUCAUUAUGCUCUAAAACCUUUCAAGACAAGCAUGUUUGGGACAUCUUAAAACAACAUGAAGCAUGGAAACCAAGGGAGAAAGAAGCAAGGAAGCAAAGAAAAAUUAAUAUGGAGUUAUUUAAACACCUCGAUUCAAAGCCAAACUUAUCUUCGGAAGAUCAAGAAUUAAGGAGCACUUUGUUGAAGAAGUUGUUCCCCUCAGACUAA